AUGGCCUCCCAGCUGCUGGCGCGGCGGCCGCCCGGCGCGGCCUCCUCGUCCCGCAGCGACUUCGCGGGAGUUGUGGAUGGCCUCAGGCGGCUGAGCAUCUCCCAAGGCGCCGCCGGCAGGGCUGUGAUGCCCGUCGAGAUGAGAAGAGAAUGCCAACUCACAAAGAAAUUCUCGAACAAUGGUAACAGAGUCACUUUCUCUGGAAAGCGAAACAAACAUGUGCAGCGGGUGAACCUUCAGUGGCACAGUGUGUACUGGGAGAAGGGCCAACGAAUGGUGAAGCUGAGGAUCUGUGCAAAGGCUCUGCGGACUAUCCGAAAGAAGGGUCUGGAUGCGAUGGCAAAGGAAGCAGAUAUAGAUCUGUGGAAACUUCCCUUCAAGGACUGCCGACCAGAGCGGCGCCAGUACCUGGCAGAGCACCCCAUGGUGGUACCUGCGAAGAAGAACCCAGGGCCCAAGAAGAUGAAGAACCCAGAGAAGUUGGCUGCCUCAAAGAAGACGCCGCUGGUUGGCAAGUAUUUGGAUGGCAGGGUGGUUUAUGUCCGGGCAGAGCCUGGGCAAUUUUGA
This is a messenger RNA of Ostreobium quekettii, 567 nucleotides long. NCBI's taxonomy places the organism in Eukaryota, Viridiplantae, Chlorophyta, Ulvophyceae, Bryopsidales, Ostreobiaceae. The record is from the annotation of a GenBank genome assembly.